Panicum virgatum (switchgrass) is the source of this 1038-nucleotide messenger RNA. Its product is annotated as E3 ubiquitin-protein ligase SINA-like 3. The record is from RefSeq and is a predicted model, not a curated record. NCBI's taxonomy places the organism in Eukaryota, Viridiplantae, Streptophyta, Magnoliopsida, Poales, Poaceae. The transcript is spliced from 2 exons. Gene Ontology annotation, molecular function: zinc ion binding. Bases 1 to 1038 code for a protein of 345 amino acids.
AUGGCUGAGCAGCCCAAGAGGGGAUCGCCACUGGGCAACGGCGAGCACGCCCAAAGCAGCAAGAAGCAGAGAGGGCAGGCCUCGCCCACCGCCGUGGUCAAGCGCGAGCUGCCAGAAGAAGGGCGAAGAGGAGAAGAGCUAGAGGAAGAAGUUGGCCAAGGCGGCGGCGCCGGGGCUGUGGCGGCGACGGAAGUCAUGGAGGAGCCGCAGCUCGACAAUUUGAGAAUGGGACUCACCUUGUUCCACUGCCGAGCUUGCCUGCUUCCCCUCAAACCUCCGACGUUCAAGUGCGAGGCCGGGCACAUCGUGUGCGAAACCUGCCGGGUGAGCCAUGCCCAGGCGUGCGGCGGCGCCGCCACCUACGCCGCCUGCGCCGACGUGGACGCCUUCGUGCGCGACGCCAAGCUGCCGUGCUGGUUCAAGGAGCACGGGUGCGCGAGCUACGUCGUCUUCUACCAGGCCAGGGACCACGAACGCGCGUGCCCGUGGGCGCCCUGCUACUGCCCGGACCCCGGCUGCGGCGCCUUCACCUCGACGCCGAGGCUGCUCGAGCACUUCCGCGCGGACCACCCGUCCUGGCCCGUCACCGACGUGAGCUACGGGAAGCCGUACAGCAUCGAAGUGCCGCGUCCGCCGCAGGGCCUGCACGUCCUCGUCGGCCAGGAGGACAGGUGCGUGUUCCUCGUGUCCUCCUCCGCGCUCGGCCCGGCGACAUGCGUGUCCGUGGUGUGCGUGAGGGCGAACGGCGACGCGGCGGCUGGCGUCCCCCAGUUCAAGUGCAAGCUCGGGGCGGACGAUACACGGGGUAACGGGAUCAUGGCGAUGCUCGCGUCCGUGGAGAGCAGUAAUCUGUCCGGCGGCUUCGCGGCCGUGGAGCAGGGCUUGUUCCUUGCGGUCACGCCGAAGAUGGCGCAGAACGCCUCCGGCGAGGAACCUAUCCUGAAGGUUCGCAUCGACAAACUUGGCCACGCUGCUGCAAACUCCACCCCUUCUCCAGCAGCGAGUUCCUCCGGCAAACAGCUGGUCGCAACAGCGUAG